This is a messenger RNA of Peromyscus maniculatus bairdii (prairie deer mouse), 3794 nucleotides long. It is a transcript of the gene Gal3st2, whose product is annotated as galactose-3-O-sulfotransferase 2. Gene Ontology annotation, cellular component: membrane. Gene Ontology annotation, molecular function: galactosylceramide sulfotransferase activity. The record is from RefSeq and is a predicted model, not a curated record. NCBI's taxonomy places the organism in Eukaryota, Metazoa, Chordata, Mammalia, Rodentia, Cricetidae. Gene Ontology annotation, biological process: glycolipid biosynthetic process; glycoprotein biosynthetic process.
UCGGGCUGUCUCAUACACAAGGCAGUCGGAACUCUCUACCGCUGCUUCCCUGCCCGUCUCUGUUGGAGGCUCUGAGCCAGGAUGCUGCUGUCCAUCUUGGGAAGCACACAAAGGUUCUUCCAGGUGUUACUCCUGUUGCUGGUGCUGGUUGUGUUCCUGAUGCUUGGCUUCCUACAUGUGGACUUCAGACUGCUCACACCUCUGCUCAGGGACGAGGCCCAGGAACCACCCGUCACCAACAUCAUGUUCCUCAAGACGCAUAAGACAGCCAGCAGUACAAUACUCAAUCUCCUCUACCGCUUUUCAGAAUCUCACAACCUGUCUGUAGCGCUGCCCAAGGGCUCUAGCUUCCAUCUGGGUUACCCCUGGCUUUUUGUGACUCGGUAUGUGGAGGGCAUGGAGCAGGAUGGCCACCUGAAUCAUCAUCACUUCAACAUCAUGUGCAACCACCUGAGGUUCAACUUUCCUGAGGUGCAGAAAGUCAUGCCCAAUGACACUUUCUACUUUUCCGUCCUACGGAACCCGGUUUCCCAGCUGGAGUCUGCCUUCAUCUACUACAAGGACUAUGUGCCUGCCUUCCAGAGGGUCAAGAGCCUGGACCAAUUCCUGGCAGAUCCGUGGAGGUACUACAACGUCAGCGAGGGCCUGAAAAACGUCUAUGCAAGAAACAACAUGUGGUUUGACUUCGGCUUCGACAACAACGCUAGGGCUGACGCGGACUAUGUGCGCACGCGCCUCGCAGAGGCGGAGCGCCAGUUCCAUCUGGUGCUCAUUGCGGACCACUUUGACGAGUCCAUGGUGCUACUGCGCAGACAGCUGCGCUGGCAGCUGGAUGACGUGGUAUCCUUCAAGCUGAAUGCGCGCAGCCAGCGUACCGUUUCGCGCUUGACGCUGGAGAGCCAGGAGCGUGCCAAGCACUGGUGUGAGCUGGACUGGCGGCUCUACCAGCACUUCAACCGCACGUUUUGGGCCCAGCUGCACGCGGAGGUGAGUCCGCACCAGCUCAGGGAAGAGCUGGAGCAGCUGCGGGCGAGGCGUCGUGAGCUCACCUACCUGUGUCUUCAGGACCCCGAGCCCAAGAACAAGACACAGAUAAAAGACCGGAAUCUGCUCCCCUACCAGUCUGGGAAUGCUGAAAUUCUGGGCUACAGCCUUAGGCAUGAUCUGGACAAUACUACACUGCGCAUCUGUCAGAGGAUGGCGAUGCCAGAGCUCCAGUAUAUGGCCCACUUGUACUCGCUGCAGUUUCCCAACGAGCCUCCCAAGAACAUCCCAUUCCUGAAAUAGUGGAGGUUCAGCUAAGUGACCCCUUCUCCCCAGGCUUCCCUGUGAGCCCUAGACUUUGCCAACCUACCUUUCCAAAGUGAAAAACAGAGUGAAACCUGUGUGUAGAGACCCACCCACCCCCAGCUCUGGGAGGAGGGCCGUACACUUGAGACAACAGGCACAGCUGGACCACAGCUGAACCCGCCCGUUGUAGAGACAUGUCCUGGACAGGCGAGAAUGCUAGUACCCUUUAAUUAUCUGUCCACAGGGAGUCAGUCUAAACAGCCCAUCAGGUGAACAUCAGCCUUGGAGAGCACAGGGAGUUAGGCAGGUGGGCCUGGCCAUCCAUGAAGAGACUCAGAACAGCUCCCGGGGGGUUUUCCAGCCUCAUGGAUUCAGCACUGGUUACAGAGGAGCCAUACCUGUGUAGGGCACACAGCUCCAAGUGGGGCCCAGGGGAGAUGGGAUGAAUAGGCAGCGUCCCAUCUUUGGCUUUAUGAAGUACAGUGUAGACUGAGAAAUUUGAAAGUUGCUGGUUGGACUGAACACAGCUGGGUCCACUUUAUAGCUUCCCAGGGGGCGAUCGUGAGGGAGAAAGUGUCUGAUUUGAAAAAGGUGCUCAGAAGGUCUUAGAUCUCUUUAGUUGCCUUGGAAACCAUGUUGUAUAUAGUCUUUGGGAUCUUUUGUGUGUGUGUGUGUGUGUGUGUGUGUGUGUGUGUGUGUGUGCCUCUCUUUUCCAUUUGUGGGAAGAUACUAAGCCCCCAGCCCCCAGUUCUGGCAGGACGAUGAACUUGGUUACUGGAGGGGGGCGUCUUAACAUCAGGGAAAAGCAAGGCGUCUGGGGUCCUGGAAAAGUUGCUCCUGUCACAUACAUACCCAGCCUAGAGCCUCCGUUUGAGCCAUGUCUGUCGAGCCUGAGUGGAGGCUUUUCUUCUGUGUCAGAGCCCCCAGCUCUGCGCAAGAGGGCCCAUGCUCCUCUGGACAGCAGUUUCAUAGAGGCACUUUAGGAAAAGUAAUUGUCAGUGAAUUUAGAGAUGGUGCAAUGAAUGAGCUUAUCAUUCCAAAAAGAAGAGUGUAAAUUGAAGAACGGCUUUCCCAAACUGAACAGAGCUAGUCAAGAAUGCCAGACGUGGUGGCACAGGUCUUUAAUCCCAGCACUGGGGAGGCAGAGGCAAGCAGAUCUCUGAGUUCAAGGCCAGUUUGUUACAUAGUGAGUGCCAGGACAUGCAGGGCUACAAAACAAGAUCCUGUCUCAAAACAAAAUAAAACAGAAAACCACAGACAAACAAAAAACCCUACCAAACAAACAAAACCAAAACCAAAAGCAAACCUCUGAAUUUAGAUGAAAUUACUCUUAAUAAACUUGGCUCUGGAAGAGUAGGAAGUGCUCUUCUUAGCCCCUGAGCCAUCCCCCUGGCUCCUCAAUUAGAGUUUUUUAUUCUUGGUGGACUUCAUUCUUUUUCUUUUUGUCAGUUGUAGAGAUCGGUCCCAGGACCUCAAGUGAGCUAGGUCAGUGUUCUAACUCUGAGCCAUGUCCGUAACCCUGAAACCUUAAGUUCUAGGAAUUACUCAGGAAGAAAGCAACAUUCAGUUGUUUCUUUCUUUCAUAUAAAAAGAAACAGUUGAAUGUAUAUAUGACAUAUAUGUAUAUGUGACAAUUGAAUAUAUGUGCGUGCGUGAGCAAUUCAUGUAAAUAUUUUAUUUGAACACAUGCUUUCUCUCAGGAAAAAAAUGUUCUUUAUGUAGAAUAUGAUAUAUUUGUUGGUAGACACACACAUACACAUACAGUGCUUAGAAUAGAAGAAGCCAAGAGUACUUGAAUUACAGUCAGCAAUGGAUCAUUUUAAUGUACUUAGGAAUGGCUCAUGAGUUUCUGUGACUUAAUAAAAAUUUCAUAAACAUGGAUCCCAUUUCAUUCAUACUUUAUUUUUUAUAAUCAUACCUAGAUUACACAUGAAAAUUAAGUUACUAGAUAAGCAAAAUAAUAAUUUAUUUCUUAUUAAAGACCCUACCCAAGGUCUAAUCAUUGUUCCAAUACACAGGACACAAUAAUGGGCACCGCCCUGCACUUUAUUCUAUAUUUAAUCCAUUCGCACAAAAACACAGCUCUCACCUCAACGGGAUAAGAAAUAGUUUAUUUUGGAGCCAAAUGUGAGUGAUCAUGGCCCAGGACACCAAUUCAGAUUACCUUGAAUCCCUGCUCCUACCUGAUAUCAGUUUGACCAAGUUUUCAUAGUAGCGUAACAAAGAAAGUCAUAGAUGAAGGCACUUUAAAAAUACAUCCGUGGGAGUACUAGGAAGACAGGUUCCAGAAAAGUGAGGCAAUUCCUGCUCUAGCCUCGGAUGAUGUCUAAUGACAUUCUGAGCUUUUGUAGUGAGGAAGCCAGGGAUCUGUUUUAGCACAUUCCUACGGGUUUUACCUCUUAGUCCCGAGGAUGUUAGAUCAGAUACAGAGGUGGGCAAGAAGUGGAUAAUCGGCCUGCCUGUGCUGGCUAGUUUUAUGUCAGCCUGACACAAGCUAGAGUCAU